AUGAGAAUACCCUAGGCUUAUUAUGAAAGUAUGGAGAAGCGAUUUAAGAAACAAAAGCAAAAUGACACUGAAGAUUACAGUUGGAUUGAAAAUACUAACAAACCCUUAAUAGAUAGAAUUUCAGACUUUGCUAAAUGUAAAUAAUUGCAAGAUCCUAAAUACAUUCGCAUUAUUAGUGAAACAAUUGACAAGAUAUUGGAAGCAGGAGUUGCUUUAUUCUAGGAAUAAAAUUAAAAUCCAUCCAUUGAAUUGAUUGGAGAAUGUGAUUCUAUUUAAAUUUGGAAUUUGUGUUUAUAGUGUUGUGAUUUUAUUAGGACUUGUGGCAAUUCUAAAAUUGGUAUUUAUUUAUGUUUUAUAGAAAGUCGAUAUGAUAUUCAGUUAUGAACAUCUGAUUACUUUGAUAUUUCACAAUCCUGAUUACGAUUUAUCAAAAAUUUAUAAAAUUGUACAAUGUAUGUAAUUUCUAUUAGAAUCCAUGAAUACAUCUAAAGCUUGUAAAUUUAAAAGUAUAAAAAUUUUAUUUAUAUCUUUAGUUGAAUAUUUUGAGAGAAUAUUAUUAAGAUUCAUGUACAUCAAUUCAUUCUUCUAAAAGAGCAUAUAUAAUUUAAGUGAUUAAGAUUAAUAAGAAUUAUUUCAACUCUAAUUUGAUCAUUGUAUUUUAAAGUUCAUUUUCCCUACAGAUGAUAUGAUAAAUUAUCAAAGAUAUUUAGAAUUAAGCAAUCUUCGAAAAAUCUUAAAAUAUCCACCUUAUACUCUUGAAGUAUAAUUUGAUUCUACUAAAAACCCUUAUGAAUAAUCUCUUUAAAUAAUUAAGGAGAAUAAUCUUCAUAAAGAUAGCAUACUAUUUGAUUAAAUCUAUAUUCGAUUACUAUGUCAUUAUUCUGGAACUGAACUAUUAAUAUAGAAAAUGUUUAUUAGCAAUUAUAUCUUUCAUUUUAGAUGUGUUUUUUAAGAACUUCAAUUAAUUAAUAAUAAAUUAAUGUUAGAUAUAACAAAUAGAUUAAUAGAUUAAAAAGAUUAUCUAUUUCUAUUAAUUAGAAUAAUAGCUAUCAAUAAAGAAGAAUCAUUAAAUGAUAUUUUAGUAUAAAGUCUUCAAUUUAUUAAAUCAAAAUAAAUGAUACUAUAUGAACAUAAUUCAUUUUUAGAAAAGUUAUGGUUAUUUGAAUUAUAAGGAAUUUAAGACUCAUUGAUGGAAUGGAAACAAGAAUUAUAAAUUGUAGAAGGUAGUUUCUAUGAAAUUAAAUUAUCAUUAAGUCCAAAAUUUUAAUAGAUAUUCUUUUAACAAUUAUUAGAUUAAUAAUUCAAUUAAAUCUUUAAGAAAUAGCCCAAUUAUUAAUAAUGGAACUCUAUAAUAAUUUAAAUUAUAAAGAAAUCAUUUUUAGAUGAUGGAUCAACUAGAUUACCAUUUCAUCUUUUGAAUCCGUUAUUGACUUAUUCUGUAAAUUUGAUAAUUGAACUUCCUGGAAAUAAUUAAAAUUAAUAAUUAGAUUAUUAAUUAGAAACAUAAAUCAUAUAAGGAUUAUUUGAAAUCUUAAAAAAUUGUUGUAGAAAAUAAUAACUUUAACUUUAAAUUAGAGGAUUUUAAUUACUUAAUCAAUUAAUUGCUUAUUAUAAAUAAGAAUUUGAUUAAGUAUAAAUUUAAAAUGCUUAAUCUGAAUUUAUGAUGCCUGUUCCUGAAAGAUAUCAUAAAUUGUUAUCAGAUAUAUGGUCAAAUAAGAUAUUGGAAGAUAGUUUGCAUAAUUCUUAAUUAAAUGAAUAAUUAUAUACAUAUUUAAUAACUUUAUUAGCUAUGAAUAUGGGAGAAAAUCCAGGUAGAGUUAGAGAAUUUUAUGAAAAUAAUAGUUUAUAAUGUUUAGUUAAAAGAAUAAUGGAACUAUUAAAGAUAUGUUCAAGAGGAUCUCAUUUGAUAGUAACAAUAAUUAAUUUGUUGAUUGCUAUUAGUACAAAUGAAUAAGCUAUUUCAUUAGCAUUAUCAUCAAAUAAUGAAAUAGAUCAAUAAAAAUAAGAUAAUUUAAUCAAAUAGAUAUUUGAUAAAUGUUAUUUACCAUCAAUAGAACUUCUGCAUGAUCCUACAGUAAGUGAAGACUUUGCUAAAAAGAUAAUUAUGUUAUAUAGUCAAAGUCUAUUAGCGAAAAAAUAGAUUGAAAAAGUAAUUGAAAAUACCUUUGUAUCAAUAUCUUAAUUAGUUGAUUUGAGUAAAGAUAAAAUUGAAGAUAUUGUAAGUAAUUAAGAAAAGUUAUCAUCAUUUUAUGGAUAUUCUAAGAGUCUUCAAGCUUUAUUGUAAUUGUUUAUGUAAUUACAACCAGAGAAGAAAUCAUCAUCAUAUAAAUAAUUUUAAGGAUAUGAAGAAUUACAAUUAGAAGAGGCUUAAAGACAAAAAGAUUUAUUAUUCAAUUCAUUAUUAAAAAACUAAAAAUUUGUUGAAGCUUUAGAGAAAAUAAUUAUGAGUCCAAUUCUAAUUGGAAGUAAAAAUAAAGACAAGUAUGUGGAACAUUAUGUAGGAAUAUUAUGUAAAAAAAAUAAAUUAAAUCCAUUUACUUCUUUAUGGAAAGAAUUAGAUCUAAUAUCAUAAAAUUAUAUGAUUAUAGGAGAUCAGAAAAUUAUAGAUAUAGGAAAAUUAGUUGAUUAUGAUGCAUUAUCAGUUCAUAUGAGCUAUAAAUACUUUUUUAGAAAGAUAAUUAAGCAUAUCUCACCUUAAACUUAUAGAGGGUUUUAUAUUUUGAGUCGUUUUCAUCUAAUACAUUAUUUAAUUAAGAUGUGUGUAAGUUAAGGAGGAGUAUAACAUUAAGAUAUCAAUUUAUUAAUUCCUUAAUUAUUGUAAAUAUAUUUCUUAUCAUCAUAACAUGCUGGAUUUCAUGAAUCUAUUAUGAUGUUUAUGGCAACAAAAUCUUAGAUCCAAAAAUUUUAAAGUAGUUAUGAUGAAGAUUCUUAAAUCAGAAGAAGAAUUAGUAAAGAUAAUUUAAUACCUCUUUAAGAGUCAUGUUUAGAUUUAAUUAAUAAAUUAUAAUAAUAGGCAAAUGCAGAAUAAAAAGAAUUUCUUAUAAAAAAGUAUGGAGAAAUAACCUAAUUAUUUUUUAUUAAUUUUAAUGAAAAAUAUCAAUAAAUUAAAGAAUCUUAAGGAUUAAAAUUAAUAUCACAUGUUACUUAUAUGUAAGAUAUUCUUAAAUCAUUUAAAUUCUUUUUAAAUCUAUUUUAAAAUUUAGAAUAAUAAAAUUAACCUAUAUCAUUUACAUUUAUAUGUUAUUAAAAUAAGUCUUUCUAUUUAGAUUUAAUUGAUAUGAUGAAAUAUUUAGAUAGUAUUUAAAGAUUAUAAUAUAAUAAUAAUAAAGAAUAAGAAAUAAUUAAAAAGAUACUACCUAGUUUUAUUGAAGCUCUUAACUUACAUAUUGAUAAUAUCAUUAAAUAAUCAAUAUUUAGAAAAAUGCUUUUAGAUAAAAUUUAAUUGUCAGAUCAUUGCAUUAUUGAUCCAUAAUAAUUAGAGUAAGUAUCAAAUGAAUUAAUACUUUCCUAAACUAAUUUACUUAGAUAAAUGAUUGAUUUACUACUUUAAAGUAAUUGUGAAGGCCAAUUAAAAAAUCUAUUUGAAUAACUUAUCCAAAGAUUUUACUUAAUGAAAGAUACUUAAAUUUAAGAUUUUCGUAAAUUAGGAGGUUAAGAAUCAAAAGAUCAAGUACUUGCUUAAAAGGAACUUAUUUAAUUAUUAUAAGGUAAUGAAGUAAAGGAAUAAAAGAAAUCAAUAUUUGAUAGACCAGAAAUCAAAUUGAUUUUAGAUAAAAUAUGUGAAAUGGGAAUUAAUUAAAAAUUAGCUAAAAAAGCAAUUUAAAGAGUAGAAAUUCCAGAACCUUCAAUGAUUGUAGAUAUGAUAUUUAAUGGAAGAAUAUCUGAUGAUGAAGAUGAUUUAGAUGAUCUUUUAUUUGAAUCAGAAUUGAAAAGUGAAAAUUCAGAAACUUAAGUAAUUAAUUAAUAAAUCUAAAUUGAUAUAAAGAAUUAACCUGAAUAAGAAUAAAACUAAAAGAAUUAGACUAUUAUUGAAAGUGAAACUUUUUUGAAGAUUUUACAUGAAAAUUUUCCAUUAUAUGAUCCAUAAUUAUCAAUAUAAGAUAGAAUUACUUAAUUGAUAAAUAAUUUUUAAUAGAAAUUAGAUGAAACAAUUAAUUAACUUUUAGAUUAAUAAUUAAAUAAUUAGAAACCUAAUAAUACUUAUUUGGAAUAUUUAUUUACAAUAUCUAAAAAAUAGUAACACAUUUAAAAAAUAUUGGAUUAUAUAUUUGUAUCAUUAUAAGCAAUAAGAUAGGUUUAGUAGAAUUAAGAUUUAAAUUAAAAAAUGAGCUUAUUUUACAAUGCUUUAUAAUGGUUAGCACUUUUAUAAUAAAUUUAAUAAUAGGAACAUGAAAAAAUAUAUUAAAAUUUAGCUCUUAUAGAUUUAGAACCAUAAAAAGAUUUAAAAUUUGUAUUAUCAUUUUAAGAGAUGAUUAAAUUUGGAUUUGCUUUACUUCAGGAAAUAAAUGAUUAAUUUAUAUUAUAUAGUUAAAAUGAAUAUGAACAAUUAAAAUAAAUAAAUGUAAAGGAAUUAAACUAUGCUGAAAUAUUUUAAAAGGCUCAAUAAAUAAUAACAGAUCUGAAUGUCUUAUAUGAGAAUAAAUAUAGUACUCUAAGAUUAUUUUGUAAAGAACUAUAAGAAGCUUAGAAAUAUUUAACUAAGUUUGUUAUGAAUUAACAAAAUAAACAUGAUUAAUUAAUAGAAAGAUAUUGGAAUUAAAUAGAAAUCUAUAUAUAAUUCUUAAUUUAAAUAUGCACAGUGAAUUUACGUCUUUAAUAAGAGUCUAACAAUUCUUAUAAUUUACUAAAAGAUCUUGAUACUUUUAUAAAUAAUGAUUAAACUUUAAAAGAAUAAAGAGAUAAUAUACCAAAUAGUAUUUACUUUAAAGAAUUGAUAUAGAGAAGAUUCAUUUCUGAAAAAUCAGUUAUAACUUAAUUACUUUAAUGUUUAAAUAAUUUUGGAUUGCAUAAUUAAAGCAAAUUAUAUACAAUUCUUAUGUAGAAAUAGAAACAAGAUAAUUAAUCAUUAUUAGAUGUUUUAUUAAAAUUCAAAAUAUAUUCAAUUUAAAAUGAAUUUGAAGAAUCACAACCAGUAUUUAUAGAAAAUCUUUUAUAUUUAAUUGCAAUAGAUAAUAGAACAGCAAAUGAUUUAAUAAUGUUAAUUUUAAAAUAAAUUAUGUUAAAUGAACAUAUAGAUUGGCAUGCUUAAUAAAUAAAGAGUAUAGAUGAAUUAAAUUAAAUUUAAAUGCCUUAAAAGUUUAUUGAAUGUCCAUUAUAAUAUUUACUAUAAUUUCAUCCUGUUCUAGUUAAUAAUCCAAUUGUUUAUAACACAAUAAUUGAAUAACAAGGUUUUUCUAUUACUGAUAAGUUUAGUGAGUUAUCAAGAAUUCAUGCUGUAAAAUAAUCAUCAUUAUAAGUAACUGGUAAGUUGACAAAAGAAUAAGAAAAAUUAUUAAAAGAAAAGGAAAAAGAUCUUCUUUAAUAAACAUAAACUGAUAUAAUAAUUAGAUAUGAAAUUGAUCAUUUUAUAGAACCUUAAUUAAACUCAAAUUUAAUAAAUUUAAUAAAUAUUAUAGCAUAAACAACAGUUGAUAGAUUUUUUGAAGAGAACUUUAAAUUUAUUGAAUAAGUAUUCAAUGUUAAAUCAACUUAAUAAAAAGAUGAUAGAAUAGUUUACAUAUAUGGAUGGGACCAAUUAUUAAGAAUAAUUGAAAUGUUAAUAAUUAAGAUUCCUUAAUUAAUAUUAUAUUUAAGAUAAUUGAAAGUAGUAUUACCUAUAUAAAUAAAUAAUGAAGAGAAAUAGGUUACUUUUUUAGAAUUUGUUAUUAAAUAUUUAACAUGGGUAGGAUUUGAUAAAUUAACUAAUUUUAUGCAUAAUUAUUUAAGUGACAUUAAUCUACUUUCAGUUGGUUAUGGUGUAACUUUGGGUUAAGAAGUACUCUAAUUAUUAUUGAAUGAAUUAAAAAUUGAUCAUAAUAAUAUUUUAAAAAAAUAUUAUCAUAUUUUGUAAUUACUAGUACUAUUUACAUAAACAUUAACACUUUAAAAUUGUUUAUUAAUUUUGACUGAUUAAAGAUCAUAAUUGAAUAUUGUUCCUAAAAUUAUUAGUACAUUAAAUAGUGUUAAAGAAUGUGAGAAUAAAUAAUUUGUCAAAUUAUAUCAAUAAACUAUUGCCAAAGUAUUAGAACCAUUCUUAUAAUCUCAGGUGUAUUUUGAACAUACCAAAUAAGGAAGAUAUGGAGAUAUUUUUAGAUUAUAAUAGAGUAUUAAUGAAAAUUCCUUUUAAUUUCAUUAUCUUCAUUGUCUAAAGAAUUAAUUGAUUUGUUAUCAAUUAUAUCCUAGUUAUAAAAUUAUUUCUGGUUCAGCUUAACAUUUUGUUUCUCAUCCAUAAGUUUAAUAAACACUAAAAGAUGAACAUUAAUAAGAAAUCGUAUGGCCUUUAUAUUAAUCUAAAAGAAACUUCAAUAAUCAAAGACAAAAUAAUCAAAAGUAGUAAGAUGAAGAUUUAAGUGAUUCUGAGUCAGAUCAAGAUAUUUUAUAAAUAGAGAACACUUAAAUCAAAUAUAAAGCAAAUUACUCAAGCAUUAAUUCCUUAGGCGAUUAUUAUUCCUACGAUAGUGAUUUUAUGACAAAAUGUAGUAUAAAUAGAGAUGAAGAAAAACUACACAAAGAAAAUCAAUAAACUAUUUUUCCAUAAAAAGAUUUAAACAUUCUCUUUUGUAAUCUAGAUCAAAAAUUAUAUAAUUUCACUUUACCUAAUUUUUAAAUUACUACCUAAAAUAUUGUAUAUUAAUAAAAUGAUUACAAAACAUGGAUCACCUCUAUUGUUGGUUUGUAUUUCAGUUCUAAUGAAUAUUUUGAAAAUAAGAAAUCAUUAACCUCAAAGGCUUAUGAAAAUUAAUUAAAGUAUACUGUUGAGUAUAUUCAAUCAAUAAAUAGAUUACUCCUUUAAUCAACAUACUAUCAUAAUAAAUAAACAGAAUAAUUAUAAUAAUAUUUAUCCUAUUAUUUAAAUGGAUCAUUAAAUUAUUUGCAAAUCUAAUCUGGAACUCUAUGCUUCUAUUCUAAAUUUGGUUAAGCACCAAAUUAACUUUAAUAAGAUUAUUAAGCAAAUUCUUUAUCAAUCAAUAUUAAUGAAACAUCUUUAUAAUAAUAAAGAAUCUUAACUUAAAUAUCAUGCAAUGUUUUACAAAGCAGAGUAGUAUUGAAUGGUAUGCCAAAUGAUUUACAUGAUUAAGGAUUACUAAAAGCAAAAUUACAAAGUCUAUUACAUCCUGAAGAAAACAUAAACUUAUAAGGUAAGUUAAUAGAUGUACCAAAAAGAGUUUUGAUUCAUCCAAAUGAAUAACAGCUUCAAAUUACUGAUAAUAUAUUAUUAGAGAUGUUAAUGUCUCUAUUAGUAGAUUAAAAUAAUUUUACAUCAUUUCCUUUUAAUCUCUUGCGUUAGAUUAGUAAAUGUUCUCGUUUGGGAUUUAAAUUGCUUAUUUAGUUACUCAUAUUAUAUUAAGAAUAGAAAAACAAUUUAGAACUUACUCUUAAAAUUUUAUAUUUAGUUAGUUAAAAGAUUCCAUCUAAUAAUUUAAGGGAUCUACUCUCUGAAUAAUUAUAAAUAAGUCCAAUACUUAAUAAAAGAGAAAAGGCUAAUCUAGCAAAGGGGUAAUAAAUUAAAGAGCAGUUUAUAAUAGAAGAAGAAAACAUAGAUGAGUAAUUAUAAGAUGAUGAUCUUGAAAAUCCUUUAGUUUUUUUGAUUAACUAAAUAAAUAUAUAUUGUGAAAAGAAUAUUUCCUUUUUGACACUAUUUCAUAAUGCUGAAUCCUACAUACCAAUUGAAAAAAGUAUUAAAUUAUUUAUUUAUUAUAGAUAUCCUAUUAACUCCUCUAUUAGCAAAUUAAACUAACUUACAUUUAUCUUACUUAAUUUAGAUUAUACGAGGAUCAUUAAUGAUAACAACUGAAGAAAAAGAAAAAGGAAAAAAAGUUGAUGAUGAAAAUCUUUAUAAAAUUAUGAGGAGAUAAGCAGCUAUAUAUAAUGGUGGAAUAGAUGAAAGCAAAAUAUUUGAUUUAUUUUCCUAACUUAACAGAAACGAGGAUAUAUAAUUUCAUGAUUUAAUCUUGAAGACCUUUGGUGAUAAAAACCUAGAAGCUUAAGAUUCUUGGGAUUAGACAUCAUUUACAUUUAAAUCACUUCAAUUUAGAUAAAUUGAAUAAUAAUCUUAAUUAAGAUAACUAUCAAAUGCUUCUAUGAUAUAAAUGUAACCUCCUUAGCCUCCUCCUUAACCUCCUCCUUAACCAAAAUAAAUUAUUCCUCCAUUUCCUAUUUCUUCUAUGUCAAUUUUACAAUAGCAUUAAUAAUUACAUUAGUUUUAAUCACUUAGACAACCACCAUAAUCUAUAUAAUAAAUCAAUUAAUUAAAAAUAGCUGAUGAAUAAUAAUAGAAUUAGUAAUUGUAAUAAUACUAAUAAUUAUAACAAUAAUAGUAAUAAUAAUAAUAAUUAUUAUUAUUAUAACAAUAGUAACAAUAGUAAUAAUAGUAAUAAUAGUAAUAAUAAUAAUAAUAAUAAUUUAAAAAUGAAGAAAUAGAUCAAAAUGAAUCAAAUUCAUAAUUACCAAAAAGAGAAAGAAAAGUAAGUGCCAAAAUUUCUCAUGUUGAAAUUGAUAUCAUUACCUCUCUAUGCAAAAAUUUAAAUAAUCCCCUUUUAAGAGAAGGUAAUUCCAAUGAAAUCAUUAAUAUUUUAAAUUCUUAUGCUAAUGAUAAACUAAAAAUUGAACAUGCAAUAAAUGAGUUAACUAAAUAUAUCAUAUAACAAUCCAAAGUCUUCAAUUUUGAAUUAGAUAAAAAAAGAAAAUAACUAAGAGAGAUUACAAAUUUAAGGGAAAAAAUAAAGGAUUAUGAUCCUGAAUAAUCAUAAGUGUUAAAUGCUUAAGAAAAUGAAAUUAUCAAAGAAUUGAACUAAAAAAUUCCUGAUCCAAGUAUCAUUCAAAGGUGCUUUAUUGCAAUAACAGGAUUCCUCAAUCUCAAUCUAAUGUAGUCUGAUUAACAAAAUAAAUAAGUUAAUAAGCCAAGUUCUACAUAAACUAGAUAAUAAAUUUAAAUGGAUAAAAAGAAAUUUAAAUUAACUCAGUAAGGCAAAAGUAUUGAUGCAACAGGUGAUGUUGACAAUUCAGCUAAAAAAGACAUUAGAACUAGAUUUAUUAAUGUUCUAUAAACUAGAUAAACACAUCAUUUAUGGCUGAAUAUUGUUGAAACCUUACUAUUGAUCUUUAAUUAUAAAGGGUCAAGAUCAUUAGAAUUGUUAUAGAAAAAGCUCUAUCCUCUUUUGGAAUGUUUCUUAAGGCUAUAUCAAAAUGUGCAUGAAGAAUUAAAUUCUUAAGAACAUUCAGAAAAAACAAAUGCAGAAACAAACUUUUUUGAGAGAAAUUUAAGUGGUUCAGCAACUAAUUCACUUUAAUUUGGUUUAUUAUAAACUUAAACAAUACAUUUAAAACGAUCUUUUUCAUCAGUAAGAAAUGAGAAUGAAAUGUAAAUGAAAAUUGACGAACUUUUUACUUAUUUGUGCAUUAAUGGAAAGAGAAUAAUCAAUUAUUUAAUUAAUUAGAGAUUGUAAUAAAUAAAUUAUGAUUUAAAAUAAAGUCAUUCAUUGAAUCCUAUUAAAUUGUUUAAAGAAGCAGAUCCACUAGGCUUUGUAUUUUUUAAAAUGAGUUAAAUAGUUUCUUUUGAAAAUAAGAAACAUUUCUUUGAAAUGGAUCUGGAAACUUUGAAAAUUAAUGAUAAACCAAAUUCAAGAUCUAGAGGAAGAUAAGGUGAAACUAUAGAAUUUAUUGUUGUAAGAGAAACAAGAUUAUAAUAAUCAUUAGAAAAAGUGUUGUAAGUUGAAAAAAAUAAGUUUAGAAAAAGUGAAAUAAAAAUAAGAUAUCAAGGGGAAAGAGGAUAAGAUGAAGGAGGUAUUAGAAAAGAAUGGAUGACUAAUCUUGUUAAAGAUAUAUUAUAAACUGAUAAAUUUGAAUUGACUACAAAAAGAUUUUACAAAAUAAAUCCUAAUAAAAAGUCAACUGAAGAUAUGAAUCAUUAUAGACUUUUAGGCAGAAUAGUAGCAAAAAGCAUUUAUGAUGGAUUAUUAUUACCAGUUUAUUUUAUUCCAACAAUAUUUAAAAUGAUACUCUAAAAAAAACCUAGCUUUGAUGAUUUAGAACAUUAUAAUGAAGGAUAUUAUGAUACAUUUAUUAAAUUUAUGAAUGAUGAGACAUAAGUUUAAUAUAAGGAUUUAUUUGAAUUUUGGAUUCCUGAAGAAUAUGCUUAAUUGAUUGAAUAAAACAAAAAAUAUAUUUUUGCUGAUCUUCUUUAAGAAUAUUUAGAAAAAAAUCCAGUUGAAGCUAAAUAGGAUUAAACAAUUGAAUAAAAAUAAUAAGAUUAAUAAUAAUAAUAAAAAUAGUAAGAUUAACAAUAAUAAUAAUAAUAAUAAUAAUAAUAAUAAUAAUAAUAAUAAUAAUAAUAAUAAUAAUAAUAAUAAUAAUAAUAAUAAUAAUAAUAAUAAUAAUAAUAAUAAUAAUAAUAAUAAUAAUAAUAAUAAUAAUAAGAAGAAUAAUAAUAGUAAGAAAAAAAAAACUAAGGAGUUCCUUUUAAAUAAGAUCUAGUACAAUAUUUUAAAUAAAAGUAAUAAGAAUAAGAAGAACCAAAAUAAAAGAAAUAAUCAGAGGAUAUCACAGCUGAAGAUAUGGAAAAUAGAGAAAAAAAAAGAUUAAUAAGAAAGAACAAAAGAAAAUAAUUAAGUGAUGAAGCCCUUAAAUAAAUUAAAUUAUAAGAUGUAUUCUUAUAAUUAACAUCAAAUGUUACUGUUAAACAUAAAAGACUUAUUUGUGAAGUCAUUAGUAAAAAGUUGAUGAUAGAAGAAAUUAAAGGUUAAAUUCAAGUAAUAAGAGAAGGAUUCUUUGAUAUCUUACCUAAAGAAUAUUUUUCUUAUAUGGAUUGGAGAGAUUUACAAAAAUUAAUUAUAGGAGUACCCUCAGUAGAUGGUAACAAUUAAUAAAUUAUAUUUAUUUAGUUGAUGAUCUUCAAGCAAAUACAGAAUAUGUGAAUUAUGAUAAAAACAAUUAAACUGUCUUAUGGUUUUGGGAAGUAUUGAAGACUUUAAGUGAUUCAGAAAAAUCUGAUUUUUUAAUGUUCUCAACAGGAAGUCCAUUAGUUCCAUUUGGAGGAUUUAAAAAUUUAAGAGGACCAAAUGGACCAAAAAAAUUUUCAAUAUCUAAGGAUUUCAAUUCUGAACAUUUUAUUAAAGCUCAUGCAUGGUAAAUACAUAUUUUAUUUAUAUUAGUUUUAAUAGAAUUGAUUUGCCUGAAUAUAAAUCAAAAGAAAUGGUUAGAGAAAAGCUAUUGAAAUCAUUAAAAGAAUCUGGAUCAGGAUUUGAUUUGAGUUGA
Messenger RNA from Paramecium pentaurelia, 11451 nucleotides. The record is from the annotation of a GenBank genome assembly. NCBI's taxonomy places the organism in Eukaryota, Ciliophora, Oligohymenophorea, Peniculida, Parameciidae.